AUGCCUCCUGGCGGGAAUUUCGGCCGCCCGGGCCGGCGAGCAGGCGGACGGCAGCGUGCCCCCAUGGGCGUCGCGCUCCUCCUGCCUUUGCUGGCGGCGGCGGCAGCCGGGCUGAGCCUGCAGCCGGGCAGGAUGCGGCACCUGGGGGUCUGCCCCAACCAGCUGAACCCCAACCUGUGGGUGGACGCGCAGAGCACCUGCGAGCGGGAGUGCCAGGCCGACCAGGACUGCGAAGGCUUCGAGAAAUGCUGCACCAACGUGUGCGGGCUGCGGAGCUGCGUGGCCGCCCGCUUCGCCGACGGCAGCCUGCCGGCACUGGCGCUGGCGCCGGCGGCCUCGUGCGAGAGCUUCGUGUGCGCGCAGCAGGGCUCCGACUGCGACAUCUGGGACGGGCAGCCCGUCUGCAAGUGCAAGGACCGCUGCGAGAAGGAGCCCAACUUCACCUGCGCCUCCGACGGCCUCACCUACUACAACAAGUGCUACAUGGACGCCGAGGCGUGCCUGCGAGGCACCCGCCUCACCACCGUCCCCUGUAAGCACAUCUUCACCUGGCCCGACACCAGCCCCAUGCCGCAGGAGACGACGGCGCGCCCCACGCCGGGAGCCGGCCCUGAGGUGCCGGUGCCCCCCGCCCUCUACAGCAACCCCUUCCACCAGUCGGUCCGCGCCGGCGGCACCGUCAGCUUCCGCUGCGACGUCAGCGGGCGCCCGCGACCGGACAUCACCUGGGAGAAGCAGAGCGAGCGGGAGGAGAACUUCAUCAUGCGGCCGGACCAGAUGUACGGCAACGUGGUGGUCACCAACAUUGGCCAGCUGGUCAUCUACAACGCCCGCCACGAGGACGCCGGCAUCUACACCUGCACGGCCAGGAACGCCGCCGGGCUGCUCCGGGCUGACUUCCCGCUGUCGGUGGUCAGGCGGGAGCCGGGGGGGACCCCGCGGGCCAGCAGCCCCCAGCCCUUCCCCAGCGCCGAGUGCCUGAAGGAGCCGGACCGGCGGCGGUGCGAGGCGCUGGAGGUGCGCUGGCACUUCGACGCCAAGCAGGGCUCCUGCCUCACCUUCCGCUACGGGGGCUGCGGGGCCAACAGGAACCAUUUUGAGACCUACGAGGAAUGCCGGGCUGCCUGCUUGGGCAGCGCCCGCCCCACCUGCCUGCUGCCCAUGGUGCAGGGUCCCUGCCAGAACUGGGAGCCCCGCUGGGCGUACAACCACCUGCUGAAGCAGUGCCACUCCUUCGUCUACGGCGGCUGCGAGGGCAACACCAACAACUUCGAGAGCAAGGAGACCUGCGAGGACGUCUGCCCCUUCCCCAAGAGCCUGCAGUGCAAGGCUUGCCGCCUGAAGAGCAAGAUGGUGCUGAGCCUCUGCCGCAGCGACUUCGCCAUCGUGGGCCGGCUGAUGGAGAUCGUGGAGGAUCAGGACUCCGGCAUCGCCCGCUUCGCCCUCGAGGACGUCCUCAAGGAUGAGAAGAUGGGCCUCAAGUUCUUCAACAUCAAGUACCUGGAGGUGACCUUGACCGACAUGGAUUGGAGCUGCCCCUGCCCCAACAUGACGGCAGAGGACGGGCCGCUCAUCAUCAUGGGCGAGGUGCACGACGGCAUGGCCACGCUGGACCCCAGCAGCUACGUCCGGGCGGCCAACGACAAGCGGGUGAAGAAGAUCUAUGAGCUGAUGGAGAAGAAAACCUGCGACCUCCUGAACCGCUUCCAGGACUAG
Messenger RNA from Gavia stellata (red-throated loon), 1716 nucleotides. It is a transcript of the gene WFIKKN1, whose product is annotated as WAP, follistatin/kazal, immunoglobulin, kunitz and netrin domain containing 1. The transcript is spliced from 2 exons. The coding region runs from base 1 to 1716 and encodes 571 amino acids. The record is from RefSeq and is a predicted model, not a curated record. Gene Ontology annotation, molecular function: receptor antagonist activity; transforming growth factor beta binding; serine-type endopeptidase inhibitor activity. NCBI's taxonomy places the organism in Eukaryota, Metazoa, Chordata, Aves, Gaviiformes, Gaviidae. Gene Ontology annotation, biological process: negative regulation of transforming growth factor beta receptor signaling pathway. Gene Ontology annotation, cellular component: extracellular region.